GGCAGGAUUGCACAGAGUAGGGCUGGGUAGAGAGUAGAAUUAGAGUAAGAGUAGGGGGGCGUGGGCCUGGGCUGCCUGCCGUGUUUAAAUCCAGCUGGCCACUCCGCCGGGAAUGUAAUCCAUAUGUGCGCAGCGAGUUCAGCGGCAGGAGAGACACACAGAGAGGGAGAAAGAGAGAGAGAGAGAGACUGGAGGAGAGAGUGGUGGAAAAAAGAGAGAACAGAAAAGAAAAGACAUUACCCUGUGAUUGUUCCUGCUCUCUUUUUUUAUUACUCCUCCCCUCCUUGAAAUUCCUCUCAUACUAGGCCCCUGCUCUCUGGCAAAGCUUUCACAGUCCACACAGCGAGACACAGACAGAGAAGGGGAGACAGACAGAGAGAAGGAGAGAGGGAGCUUAACUCACUGGACAGAAGAGAAACAGCAACAGCAGCAGAAACAGAGAGAGGAUGAGAAUGGGGGAACCAAACAGGGAAGAAGAAGGUGAAGGUGAAGAAGAAGAAGCAGAGGAAAAAGAAAAAGAAGAAGAAGAAGAAGCAGAAGAGAAAGAAAAAGAAGAAGCAGAAGAAGAAAAGAAAGAUGAGAAAGAAGAAAAAGUUCAGAGUCAAAAUGACCAAAAUGGAACACCUGGACACCCAGUGAUCCAGAGCCAUUUGGAAGAGAGCAUCCACCAGCAGAACAAUCUGAACAGCGUCCUGGACAUGAACGGCAAGGCGGUACGCAGAGAGCCGGAGAGUGGCACCGGUACCGCCACCACCGCAACUACCACCACAACCAGCAGCAACAGCAUCAGCAGCGGUGUCACCGCCAAUGGUACCAACGGAACCAACGUCAAUGCCAACGCCGGGCACGGCAACGCCAACGGGAACAACAUCGCCAUGGUGACGGAUUCACAGUCGGAGGCGCCGCAGCCAAGCCUGCCUCACUCACGGGUCCCACGCGCCUCCAGGAAGGCGGCCACGUUCGGCAAGCGCUCCAACUCCAUGCGCAGGAACCCCAAGGCCGAGGUGGCCAAGCAGGGCUGGCUCCACAAGCAGGCCAGCAGUGGUGUGAAGCAAUGGAACAAGCGCUGGUUUGUGCUAACCGACCGCUGUCUCUUCUACUAUAAAGACGAGAAGGAGGAAGGGGUGUUGGGGAGCCUACCCUUGCUCAGCUUCCACAUCGGCCCCGUCCAGGCCUCGGACAAUAUCAGCCGCAAGUACGCCUUUAAGGUGUGGUACGAGGAGGAGAUGGAUGGGGACGGCGAGGACAGUAAGGGCAGCAUUGCGUUCUGCUUGCAGGUGGAGCACCCGGGCACGCGGACCUACUACUUCAGCGCCGACAGCCAGGAGGAGCAGGAGGAGUGGGUCACGGCCAUGAGCGACGCCGCCAGCGUACACACCGCCAACACACCCAGCCGGAGUGAAUCUGAGCACACGCCGUCAGAGGACUUGAACCACACACCCCUCCCCAAAGAACCCCUGCCCGAGACCAAUGGGGAGUCGCACGACACCACACCCACACCCACACCCACACAGACACACGUCCCUUCCUCCCCCCCGACGGCACCUCGACACCAGAUGAACGGAGACGCAGGCGGCGCGCUCGACCCCAGAGCUCUGGACCCCAGAGCGCCCCCUAACGGUGGGGUUGGGAACCACAGCAGCAGACCCAUCCAGGAGCACGACGGCGGUGGCGGCGGCAGGCCAGGAGGGCAUCCUCCUCCUCACCCUCACCGGGGGCCUCAGCAACCCAACGGCUGGGGCCACUAUGGGCCGCCAGCUAGCCCUGCCUACCCCCAGAGCCAGCAGGGCCAGCAACAGGAGGCCCUGCAGCAGCAGCAGCAGCAGCAGCAGAGAGGAGGAGGGCAGCAGGAGAACGUGAUGAUGAGGCGGAGCAUCGCGGGGGCCCCCCGGCCCAACCCCGAGAGGAUGGCCCAGCGGAAGAGCUCAAUGACCCAGCUGCAGCAGUGGGUUAACCAGCGCCGAGGCAUGGCCCAUCAGGAGGACAUGCGCAGCCCGGGGCGGUACUACCCAGGGAACCGUGGCAUGCCGGGAGAGUACGGCGUUUACGGCGGCUACGGUGGGCCGCAGUACGUGGAGGAGUACCCCCUCUACCCCCCAGGCGUCCGGCCCGACAGCAUCUGCUCCUCCACGGCCACGUACGAGCAGUUCCCGCCGCGCUGGGCGGCCGAGGAGAAGCGGCGGUCCCUCCGCGACGGCGGCGGCUCCGUGUACCGCGAUCCCCAGUGGCACCAGGGCCCCCCCACGCCGUCCUACUACGGCCCCGUGGACCCGCUGCACAGCUCCAUGCGGCGCCUGUCCAUCCAGCCACGUUCGCGCUCGGUCCCGCGCUCGCCCUCGUCCUCGGUGGCCUCGGGCCCCUACUCGCCGGGCCCGCACCUGUACGCCUCGCCCAUGCGUUCGCCCAGCACCCACUUCGACAGGGGCGGUAGGCUGCGCGACGACAUCAUCUACGCCGACCCCUCCACCUACGGCCUGCGACGCUCCAUCAGCUCACCAAAGUAUGAUUACCCUGGAGAUCGGCAGUCGAUCAGCCAAGGAAUGUACCCAUACAACUACCCUGCAUCACCUGCUCUGCACAACAAAAUGGAUGACAUUUUAGACCUGCAGCUUCAGCGCAAUUUGGAUUACCUUGACCAACAGGUGCCUCCAUUUCAUGACGUCUACAGAGACCUCCAUCCCACACUAAAGCUUAACGAGAUGGAGACGAGCAAACUCCUGGGCCGACUGUGCGAGCAGCACCGACUUAUGAAGGAGCAGGAGGCCGUGGUGCACCGCCUGCGGAUGGACAAGGAUGCCCUGGAGGAGGCGCUGGUGGGCACACAUCAGGAGAUGGAGAUGUACAGGAGUCAGGCUCUCAGCUCAGACAAGCUGCAGCUGAAGAAGGAGACGCUUCAGAUCCAGCUCAUCAACAUACGCGGAGAACUCUCCCAAGCAUCCAGCGCUUUGACAUCUACGCGAGUGGAGUUUGAGGCUCUGGAGGACGAAGCUAAUGCAAUCCACGGGGACCUCUGGGAGCAGCUAAACGCCGGAGGACAGACUGAAAUGGUGCACCGGCACAUCCAGAAGGAGUUCUGGAGAGUCCAGGAUGUGUUGGAGGGCCUGCACAAAAACAACCUCUCUCGUGGAACAGACACGGCCAAGCACAGAAUGACUAGCGGGGCAUCGGGUUCCUUCAGCACAAAUAGUCCAGCCAGUCCCCUGAGUUCCGUUAGCCUCACUAGCCCCCUGAGUCCCUUCUCUCCCGUCUCUGGCUCCCAGGUGUCCCCCAGCAAGCAGACAGGCUCAGAGAGGCACACAUCUGGACCAGACAGGACCGGCAGUAGUGACCAGUACCUGGAACAAAGCAAUGUAAACAAAGUAGGCAUUGUCCCCCCUCUGACGAGAUCGCCAAGUGAAGAGCAAGCAAGGAGUUCUGGCCCCAUCCAUCGGAGAAAUGGAAAAGUGUCGAAUGGCCAUAUCUCCAGGGAGCGGCCGAAGAGUGCCGUGUUCCCUGCAGAGGUCAAGUCCAAGAUGAGCGUGGAGGAGCAGAACGAACGGCUCAGGCGGAACCUCAGCAACUCGGUGCGGGACAAGAGGCGCAGUCUGAACCUGUCCGGCUCCCAACACUUAGAUGGUGUUUCCAAGCCCAGCUACAGGGUGGUGCGGAGAAGGCUAACGGCACAUGAGGUGGACAUCAAAGACCUGGAGGCCGCGGUACGAGGGGAGGGGGUGGAGACCCCGAGGGAGGAGAUUGCACGCCUGCGGCGAGUACAGAUGGACCCGCAGCACUACGAUCUGGACAUCGGGAAAGAGUUGUUGGCACCAGAGAAGAUUGUGAUUCCUGAGCGGUACUUGGAUGUAGAGCCCAGCACACCGCUCAGCCCUGAGGAGGUGCGGGAGAAGCAGAAGAAGGUGGAGAGGAUCAAGACCCUCAUCGCCAAAUCAAACCUUCAGAACGUGGUUCCCCAGCUGGAUGGGCCUGCCGAGGCCCCGGCAAAUCCCGAUCAGCAGCUGCAGGAGCAGGAGAAGCGCAUCGAGAUCUCCUGCGCCCUGGCCGCCGAGGCUUCACGCCGCAGCCGUCUGCUGUCUGCCCAGUGCGGCUCCAGCCCCCCCGCCUCCCCCACCAGCUCGGCCCCUCCCCCCACCGCUGACUUCUCUGACUCCUCCCACAUCAUGAAAGUAUGAGUCCUGUCCUGCUUGCAGCACAAGCCUUGGCUGCUGUGAAGUUCGACGGCUCGUAUUUCUGAGACUCCAGAGAUCCAUGGGCCACGCCACCCUUCAAUUCUCUACCACCCCCAAACACUGUAAUUCUCUCAAUCAACCUUUGUCCAGUUAGUUGAUGAAGAAAUGAGAAGAUGUUUGGAGAAUAAAUGAACCUGUCCCACAUCAUGUGGCAGCAAGUUGGGUCCACCCCACCCAGCUGAAGAGAGAGAGGCCUAUUCUGGCCUUUCACCACCAGGGGGCAGCACUUCAGACCCAUCUCCCCCUCUAGAUCAUUUCUUGCACUUACAUGCUUUUUUCUUCUGUUCGGGGCCUUACACACAUAUCAAGAAGCCACGGCAGUAAUGCUGCCACACUAAUUAUCAGCAAUCUAGUUUUCCACAUCAGGAACAUGAACGAACCCAACAAAGCCUUUGGGUUUGAAGUAUCAUCAGUCACAUUAUCAAGCUACGACACUAGCCAGAGGAGGACAUGUGCACUCACUCGGGCCACUGUGGAAGUGACAAGCUCAGGGUAGAAACCUGUUGGACAGAGAAGUGAGACAAGAAGGCAGCGCCCAAGUAGAGAUGGCCGUAGGCAGACAGACAGACAGAUGGACAGGGGAGGUCAGACAGAUGGAGUUUUAGUAGGUGCCACUAGAGGGGGAUAGAGAAGAGGAGUAGGUUAAGGUUGGAUGCAGUAACAGUAGUCAGUGGAGGACAGUGGAGGGAGAAAUGGCAGGACCCGGUCUGGGUAACGAUGGUUUGAGUGUGAGAAUGACAUGACACAUGUAGCAGUAAGUGUCAUCUUAGAUGGUAAAUCUGUCAUUCCUUUUCCAAGCCCUGAGCUAAUAGAAUUGCAUUGCAGUAUGGCCCAUUGUGGGCCCCGAUGGCAGUAAUAAAGUUAGAGACAUAUAGAAAUAAAAUAAAAAACCUAAGAUGGUCCUUACAAUUUCAUUUUGCCCCAGUCUGAACAAUGACAGAAACGCAACAGGACUCUUGACAGGAUUCAAGACAUUCCCAGUGAUACCUCUGUGCUCUGUGAUGGCACAAGGAUUCAUUCCACUCGCUGGCCUGUUACACCCGAGGGAGGGUGUAGUCGUAGCCCGAGUAUCCGGAUAGUAUCCGCAAACUGUGGCUGAAAGCCAGACUCACACUGUGACUCCUCUGUGCUCUUUCACCCUUCGACGCGCAACAGGGCUUUCACCCCCUGGUCCACCAUCUCAAGCUCAAGCUCAAACUCAAGCUCAAGCUCAGACAGCAAUCGCAGCUUCCAAACAAGCCCCAUUCCCCGUCAUGGUUUGACUGGAGGUUCAACGGAUUUUGAGACGAGUUUGGACUGCUAAUGUAAAUACUUAAAGUACAGUACACCUCACAUCGAAGCCAUGUGGACUACUUUUAGUGCUUCAAGCGGCUAUUGGACCAUGCUUUGGUGGCACCCAAGUAAUAAUUGUUUAUGGUGAAGUGUUAUUUCAAGGGAAUAGAGGUUAAAACAAUAACUUAACAAAACAAAUAGAAAAAAAAAGAAGUGACCUUAGAAAAUGUCUGCUAGUGCAAAUACGUGUCUGAAGAUGGGCCGGCAACUUCAACUGCAGAGACGACAUUGAUAAAUGACCAUGGGAUGAGGAUUGGAUUAGAGUGGAUACACGUGAUAUGGGGGAAAGCAUCUCAAUGAGGCUAAAGCAUUUAUCACUGUGCCAUUACUGGAUGGAACUGUGCUUGGGCAAGUCGGAUUUUUCUUUUGUUGUUGUUGAUGAUGUUGAUGUUGAUACAUGAAUCCUGUUUGUUACGGAUAUUACUAUUGUAUCUAUUUUUCUAUGUCUAUGAACUCCUUUUUGAUGUGUUAUGAUCAGCCAACACUAGUCCUGACCGUUUGAAAACCCAGCUGUCUGCCCAUUACCGGUCUUUCUACCUGAUUUGUUUACAAGGACAACCUUUUUUGUCAUGUCUCAGCCUCCAUAUCAUGUCCCAAGGCAUUGCCUCAUCGGCUCCCUAAACAAGCCCUGCCAUACAAGUUGUUGGCCUAUCGACCACUCUUGUGUCUCUGUGGUAGAAGAUUGAAUUUGUUGUGUAGUUCACGCCACCUGUGUUUUCCUAAAGCGAGGUCUCUACUAAAGUGGGGUUUUUCAGUGCAAAGAUCUGGUAGGAUUCAGACACACAGAGAUGCUGUCUUUCAUUUUGCCAUUCUUGCGCGGUAUCAUAUCAUUAUUACAGAAUAUACAAAACUGUACCUACUACAGGAAGCUGAGCUGACUGUAUCAAAAACAUCAUAUUUGAAAGUUAAAAAAAGAGAACGUUUGUACGAUAAAGUAAGUUUUAUUGAUUACGGGAAAAAGACAGACGUGAGUCUAAGCUAUAUUUUUUAUUCUCUUUGAGAAGGUAUAAAAAACAAAGGUCAAGAAGAUGCAGUAAAUAUUUUUUUAACCAUGGAAAUUUGACAAACAAAGAGAAAGGUCAGCGAGUUUAAAAAAAUAAUCAAGAAGAAAGUAAAGAUGUUUCUCAUUUUUCUUGUACUGGGAAUACUGAAUACAGCAGAUAUUUUUAAUUUAUUGAUUCUAAGAAUUUACUGAAUGGCUUUGGUCAGAGACAACUGCAAAAAAGCAAACAUAUUUUUGAGUAAUUUGAGGGAAAAUUGAUGAGUUGAAAAAAGCAAAACAUUCACUGAACUGUUUCCACGGUUUGUAGCAUUUGAGGCCAAGUUGGACAAAAACUACAAAAUGAGUACAUUGGUCUGUGUAUAUAUUUAUGAUCUAGGCUGUAUAUGUAUAAAAAAUACAUGUUGCUCUUUUUGGGAAAACAAAUUGCUUGAACUAUGCAAAUAUGAAUACACACGAUAAAUAUGCUUGCUUUAGAAAUACCCUCAUGCAAUAAAGUGAAUGUAUA
Messenger RNA from Engraulis encrasicolus (European anchovy), 7063 nucleotides. RefSeq names its product pleckstrin homology domain containing, family A member 6 (gene plekha6). The record is from RefSeq and is a predicted model, not a curated record. NCBI's taxonomy places the organism in Eukaryota, Metazoa, Chordata, Actinopteri, Clupeiformes, Engraulidae. The transcript has 25 exons. The coding region runs from base 447 to 4166 and encodes 1239 amino acids.